Molecule: messenger RNA, 1392 nt
Organism: Castor canadensis (American beaver)
Lineage: Eukaryota; Metazoa; Chordata; Mammalia; Rodentia; Castoridae
Gene: Hoxb13
Product: homeobox B13
Biological process (GO): regulation of DNA-templated transcription
Molecular function (GO): DNA binding; DNA-binding transcription factor activity, RNA polymerase II-specific
Source: RefSeq, a predicted model, not a curated record
CAGGCGCCGUACAAGCUGGGAGCGAUUUAAAACGCUUUGGGUUCCCCGGGCCUGGGUGGGGAGAACGAGCUGGGUGUCCCCUCUAUCCCCCACCCUCGGUGCCCCAUGAGCCGACCCUCGGCCCCAUGGAGCCUGGCAAUUAUGCCACCUUGGACGGGGCCAAGGAUAUCGAAGGCUUGCUGGGAGCAGGAGGGGGCCGGAAUCUAAUCGCCCACUCCCCACUGACCAGCCACCCAGCGGCGCCUGCGCUGAUGCCCGCUGUCAACUAUGCCCCCUUGGAUUUGCCAGGCUCUGCAGAGCCACCGAAGCAGUGCCACCCAUGUCCUGGGGUGCCCCAGGGGGCAUCCCCAGCUCCCGUGCCUUAUGGCUACUUUGGAGGCGGGUACUACUCCUGCCGGGUGUCCCGGAGCUCGCUGAAACCCUGUGCCCAGGCGGCCACUUUGGCCGCCUACCCCGCGGAGACUCCUGCAGCUGGGGAGGAGUACCCUAGCCGCCCCGCCGAGUUUGCCUUCUAUCCGGGGUACCCCGGACCCUACCAGUCUAUGGCCAGUUACCUGGAUGUGUCCGUGGUGCAGACCCUGAGCGCCCCUGGAGAGCCUCGCCACGACUCCCUGCUGCCCGUGGACAGUUACCAACCUUGGGCCCUGGCAGGUGGCUGGAACAGCCAGAUGUGUUGCCAGGGCGAGCAGAAUCCACCGGGUCCCUUCUGGAAGGCGGCAUUUGCAGACUCCAGCGCGCAGCACCCUCCUGACGGUUGUGCUUUCCGGCGCGGCCGUAAGAAGCGCAUUCCAUACAGCAAGGGGCAGUUGCGGGAGCUGGAGCGAGAGUAUGCAGCUAACAAGUUUAUCACCAAGGACAAGAGGCGUAAGAUCUCUGCGGCCACGAGCCUUUCAGAGCGCCAGAUUACCAUCUGGUUUCAGAACCGCCGGGUCAAGGAGAAGAAGGUUCUGGCCAAGGUCAAGACCAGUGCUACACCAUAAGAGAUCAGCCUGGCUGGGUGGGUGGGUGGGGGUCAGGAAAAGCAUGGGUGUCCUGGGGAAAUCAGGGGCCUGUCAGGGCCCAGUCUGGCAAGGACUUUACUGGGCACCCAGAGAUGACACCCUUGGCAGGCCACUGGCUCCUGGACUGUUCUUCAGAGGUAGCCCGGGGUACCCUGUAUGUGCCAGGAGAGUGAGGCGGGGAGUUACAGUCCACUCCACCCGGGGUUCCCGAAGAGCCUGUCCUAGUCAUAAUCAUUCAUCCUAACAGUGGAGAUGAUCACGAUAACCAGUACUAGUUGCCAUGAUAAUGAGUUUCGUAUUUUCUAUUUAGAGUUCUGUAGAGCACUUUAGAAACUGCUUUCCUGAAUUGAGAUGAUUAUGAAUAAACUUGGAAGGAGAUCCUUUUGCAGGG